UGGCAGCAAGUUUGCUUGAAGAAUUGGCCAUUGGGAUUUCUUUGUACAAGGAUGAGAUUAAUGGAGGUUAUAUGAAUGUAUAUGUAAGUUGGUAUGAAAAUUAGGCUUUUUAUUUUUCUGGUGCUCUGGGUAUGGUCUAAUUGGAUAGCUGUCCUUUCGCCGUUGAAGUACCUGCUGGUUCCUCAAUAGGAUACGAUGCGGCUGUGCUGUGGAAUAGGAUCCUCUUGGUAGAAAGGAAUUCGCCUUUGUGUCAAUAAAUAUGAUUCAAAUAGAGAAGCCAAUAAUCUGCUUUUUGUGGAAUCCCUGGUUAGAGUUGUGUUUUAAACCAAUAUGCCUUCUACCAUCACCAAGUUUGUGGGUUUAUAUGACAAGACAGUUUCUCUUGGACUUAGCCGACGGUGCCCAUAAUUUCCUAUUGAACUGGCCACGGAGAUAUCCACCAAUCAAAACCCAAGAUUUCUUCAUGCCACUAUGUACCACAACUUGUGGAGUAGGGUUUGUCUAUGAUCAACGCAAGGACAUACAAAUAUACGUUAAUCAUCUGAAAGGUUUUAUGGUAGGCAACCCAGAAGCCGAUUAUUAUUAUGAUUGUAGUGCCUUGCCAAGAUAUGCUUGGACCUGUUAUGUGAGAGACCAAACCAGCUCUACUUCAAAGCCAAACAAGUGUAGUCUUCAAAGGCUCCAUACUAACUUGCCUGAACCCUGAUGAGUGAAACAAUUACAUGAACAAAGUCUUUGAAGAAUAUACAACCCUGAGGAGUUCAAAUUCGGAUAAUCAAUAUAUGUGACUUAAUUUGAUUCAGCAAGCAGAUUGGUGUCAUUUUUACCAUCAAAAUUUUUUAACUUUGCCUCAUUUUGCCACAUCUUCUACAACUUUAGUGGAGAAUAAGGAUAUUCCAUUCCCCCGGCAUCUUCUUCAUUCCACCCAGUUCCAGAUUAUGCACAAGGAUAUCUUUGCUCCCCAGAAUAAUCUUUUCAUUUACAGAAGCAAAGUAGUACAAAAAAACACAAGAACACGUACAAAUGUAAACAAUUUCCUUUCAUAUAUAUAUAUAUAUAUAUAUAUAUAUUUACAACUUCUGUUUUGAGUUGUGUCAAAGCUGCAAUACAGUGGUGGUAAAGUGACAGCCACAUGGAGCUGCACAAAAUGGCAGCAAAUCUUUGGGACAUAAUAUUACUUUAAAUGUUUGAUAGAUUUUCUUGUAUUAGCAGAAUAUCAAUGGAAGAAAAUGAGUUUUCACCUCACCAAAAGAGGGAACUCCGGUUGUCUCCCUCACCGGGUGUCUUGCAUUCUAGAUGAAAGACAACAGAAAAACUCCGGUUGUCUCCCUCUCCGUGUGUCUUGCAUUCUAGAUGAAAGACAACAGAAAAACUCCGGUUGUCUCCCUCUCCGUGUGUCUUGCAUUCUAGAUGAAAGACAACAGAAAAACUAAAAGCAUCUUGCAAUACAAGUUUCUAUCAUUU
Molecule: messenger RNA, 1464 nt
Organism: Rubroshorea leprosula
Lineage: Eukaryota; Viridiplantae; Streptophyta; Magnoliopsida; Malvales; Dipterocarpaceae
Source: the annotation of a GenBank genome assembly